Colletotrichum karsti is the source of this 999-nucleotide messenger RNA. RefSeq names its product N2, N2-dimethylguanosine tRNA methyltransferase. Gene Ontology annotation, cellular component: mitochondrial outer membrane. The record is from RefSeq and is a predicted model, not a curated record. Gene Ontology annotation, biological process: mitochondrion organization; lipid homeostasis. Lineage: Eukaryota; Fungi; Ascomycota; Sordariomycetes; Glomerellales; Glomerellaceae. The coding region runs from base 1 to 999 and encodes 332 amino acids. The transcript is spliced from 2 exons.
AUGGCGUCCGAAGAGACUCUCAUAUCACUCCUUCAACUGGACCCGUCACCCAUAGAGACCCCGCCAGCCGACACCGAAAAGGAUCUUCCUCCUUUGCCCGAAGAUGCUCUUGAAAACAACACUGCGUCGCUCAGAUCUACCUCGUCCGCCCCAGGCCUGAGUGGCAGCGGUCAUGGCGCUAUCUUCUAUCUAACACGCAUACAAAGGUUCUCCUCGUACCUGAUACCCAUCUUCACCUCAAUACACCUUGCCAACACAUCGAUAAUACCUUUGAUCGCGCGCUCCGUUGCUGCUUCCGAAACAUACCUCCUGCAGUCACGAGAAAUCUAUCAGACGUCGUUGACGGAGCCCCUGCUUGUGGGAUUACCCGUCAUUGCCCAUAUUGCGUCCGGUAUUGCCCUUCGUCUUGUGCGUCGUUCGCAGAACCUCCGGCGCUAUGGAGGGAAUACCCCCGGCAUGUACGCUCUAUAUCGCGCCCAGACUGGCAAAACUUCCCGAACCAUGACUUCCAGCAGCUCUAGCUCGGCCGCCCGCAUAUGGCCGCCCGUAAGCUACAUCUCAAUAUCAGGCUAUGCCUUCGCGGUACUCCUCGCUGCCCAUGCCGGCAUCAACCGUGUGCUUCCUUUACAGGUCGAGGGCGACAGCUCCAAUAUCGGCUUGGCUUUUGUAGCCCACGGCUUUGCCCGGCACCCCGUGGUGUCGUGGUUGGCUUACACAGGUUUACUGGCUGUUGGGUGCGGACACAUGGUCUGGGGAGCCGCGAAAUGGUUUGGGCUCGCGCCGACGGCAAUGGGAUGGAGCGGCAGUGGCGCCAGAGUCAUCGACAAGAAGACGAGGAAACAGAAGAGGAGGGUGUGGUGGGCGCUGCAUGGCCUUUCGGCUGCUGCUUUCGGCAUAUGGGCUGCUGGCGGCUUAGGAGUCGUUGCAAGGGGAGGCUUUACAGACGGUUGGGUUGGGAGACUUUACGAUGACUUGUUUGGCAGGAUUCCUCUUCCAUGA